Messenger RNA from Closterium sp. Yama58-4, 2889 nucleotides. Lineage: Eukaryota; Viridiplantae; Streptophyta; Zygnematophyceae; Desmidiales; Closteriaceae. The record is from the annotation of a GenBank genome assembly.
AUGGCGGACGAGAAGGAGUUAAAGACGUGGGUGUCGGAUCAACUGUAUCAAAUCCUUGGCUACUCCGAGUCCAGCCUCGUUACCUUCGUUAUCGCGUUAGCCAAGAGAUCGUCCAGCGUGAGCGCUCUCACAUCCAGCCUCUCGUCCAAUGGCCUUCCGGCGUCGCCCGCCACGUCAGCCUUUGCCAGCCAGCUGGCCUCGAGAAUACCGAGCGCCAAGAAAGGUCCUUCGGCAUACAAAACGGAGGAGAAAGCAGCCAUUGAGUUUGCUCGCCGGCAGCAGCAUAACUUGCAUUCAUUUUCCUCUCCCUCCCAUUCGUUUCCCCUCACAAUCCCUCCCCAUCCCUCCCCAUCCCUCCACAUCCCUUUCUUUCUGCUCGCAGAAACUAGAGCCGAAGCUCUCCAAGAAGGAGCAAGGCAGGAGUACCUCGCAAAGCGCGAAGCCAAGAAGCUGCAGGAGCUCGAGGACGAGCUGGUGGACGAGGAGUAUUUGUUUUCCGAUGUGAAGCUGACGGAGAGGGAGCAGGCGGAGCAGCGGUACAAGCGCAAGGUGCUGGCGCUGGCCAAGCAGCAAGUGGAGGACGUGGGGAAGGUGCUGGAGUACCAUCUACCAGAGGCGUACGACAAGGAGGAGAAGGUGCAGCAGGACAAGAGGUUCGCCGUGGCCAUGAAGCGAUACCAGGAUGUGGAAGGAGAUGACAAGGUGACUCCACGGGCAGAGCAAGAGGCAUGGGAGAAUCAUCAAAUAGGCAAGGCGACGGUGAACUUUGGGUCAAAGGAUCGCAAGGUGGAGGCAGAGCAGUACGAGUAUGUGUUUGAGGAUCAGAUCGACUUCAUUAAAGAUACCAUCAUGGCUGGGGAUGACAGGGAGGGUUCAGAGGACGAGGAGGAGAGGGAGCGGCAGGUGGAGGUAUCAAAGGCCAAGUCAGCGUUUGACAGAAUACAGGCAGAGAGGAAGAACCUGCCCAUGUACCGAUACAGGGAAGAGCUGCUGCAAGCCAUCAACGACCACCAGGUGCUGGUGAUUGUGGGAGAGACGGGGUCGGGCAAGACGACUCAGAUCCCACAGUAUCUCUAUGAAGAGGGAUACGGCAAGCGCGGCAAGAUCGGGUGCACGCAGCCCCGGAGAGUGGCAGCAAUGAGCGUAGCAGCGCGAGUAGCCCAGGAGGUGGGGUGCAAGCUGGGGCACGAGGUGGGCUACUCCAUUCGCUUCGAGGACUGCACGUCCGACAAGACCGUCCUCAAAUACAUGACCGACGGCAUGCUUCUCCGGGAAUUCCUCAGCGAACCAGACCUCGCAAGCUACUCUGUCAUGAUGGUGGACGAAGCGCACGAGCGGACGCUUCAUACCGAUGUGCUGUUCGGGCUUGUGAAGGACAUUGCACGGUUCCGGCCGGAUCUGAAGCUGCUGAUAUCGAGCGCCACGCUUGACGCGGAAAAGUUCAGCGAGUAUUUUGAUUUCGCGCCGAUCUUCCGGAUUCCCGGGAGGAGGUAUCCCGUGGAUAUACACUACACGAAGGCGCCUGAGGCGGAUUAUUUGGAUGCCGCGGUGGUAACCGUGUUACAGAUUCAUGUAACGCAGCCGCCGGGAGACGUGCUGGUGUUCCUGACUGGGCAGGAGGAGAUUGAGGCGGCUGAGGAGAUUCUCAGGCAUAGAACUAAGGGGCUGGGGACAAAAAUUGCAGAAAUGAUCAUCUGCCCGAUUUACGCGAACCUGCCCACCGACAUGCAGGCGAAAAUUUUCGAGAAGACGCCCGAGGGGGCCCGGAAGGUGGUUCUGGCGACAAACAUCGCGGAAACUUCUCUCACGAUCGAUGGGAUUAAAUACGUGAUCGACCCGGGGUUUGUGAAGCAGAAGAGCUACAACCCACGCACCGGCAUGGAGUCUUUGAUAGUCACUCCCGUGUCGAAGGCACAGGCGAAUCAGCGCGCGGGGAGAGCCGGGAGAACGUCACCUGGGAAAUGCUUCCGGCUGUACACAGCGUGGUCGUAUGCGAAUGAGUUGGAGGAUAAUACCGUGCCGGAGAUUCAGCGGACGAACCUUGGGAAUGUCGUGCUGAUGCUCAAGUCCCUGGGGAUUAACGACUUGCUGAAUUUUGAUUUUAUGGAUCCGCCCCCUGCGGAGACGCUGCUGCGGGCGCUGGAGAUGCUGUAUGCGCUGGGGGCACUGAACGACCGGGGCGAGUUGACCAAGCUGGGCAGGAAGAUGGCUGAAUUCCCUCUCGACCCUCAGAUGUCGAAGAUGCUUGUAGCUUCUGAUAAAUACCUUUGCUCUGAAGAAGCGGCCACCAUAUGCGCCAUGCUAUCGGUGGGCAAUGCCGUGUUCUACCGGCCAAAGGACAAGCAGGUGCAUGCAGACAACGCGCGCAUGAACUUCCACACAGGCAACGUCGGCGACCACAUCGCGCUGCUAAGAGUCUACGAGCAGUGGGCCGAGACAAGUUUUUCCUCCCAGUUCUGCUAUGAGAACUACAUUCAGGUGCGAAGUAUGAAGAUGGCGCGGGAUGUGCGCGAUCAGCUGAUGGGGCUGCUGGAACGAGUGGAGAUCGAACCGAGUAGUAGCACUGGCGAUUUGGAUGCAAUCAAAAAGGCCAUCACUGCUGGCUACUUCUACCACACAGCUCGUCUCCAAAAGAACCGCACGUAUCGGACAGUCAAGAACCCCCAGACGGUGCACAUCCACCCGAGCUCAGGGCUGGCGCAGGUGCUGCCGCGGUGGGUGGUAUACCACGAGCUGGUCUACACGAGCAAGGAGUUUAUGCGACAGGUGGUGGAGAUUAAGCCUGAGUGGCUGGUUGAAAUCGCACCGCACUACUACAAGCUGAAGGAUGUUGAAGACUCUGGCACACACAAGAUGCCCAAGGUGGUUGGCAAGGCAGCUGAGAAGUAG